AUGAAAUUUGACUCCAGAUUUCUAACUGUUGAUAUUCCUGAUUCAUUUUGGAAACUUCAAAAAUUACCAACAGCCAUAAGAAUUAUAACAUUAUUAGCAAUUCUUUUGUCAGGAUGUUUAUUCAUAAUUCGUAUGAGAAGUAUUGUAAAUAUUAAACCUGGAGAAGGUGAAUCUAUUGACAAUGUUGCUUUCCCAAUAUUCCAAAUGGUACCAAGCAAAUUGAAAUAUUUACCAUUUUCAAUCUUUUUGUCUAACUUUGUUGAUACAUCAGGCUGGAAAUUUAUUGUAAACUUUUGCAAUUUAACAAUUGGUGGCUCUUACAUUGAGCGUAAUUGGGGAUCCUCAAAAGAGAUGUUUAAAUUUUUAUUAGUUCUCGGUACCCUUACAAAUGUUAUUGUUGUAUUACUAACGAUUGCAUUAUCUUUUAUCAUUCCUGGAAUAGAUUUGAACAAGCCAAUUGAUGGAAAUUAUACAGUUUUAAUUGGUUUUCCUAUUGUAUAUAAACAAUUACUACCAGAAACAUCUAUCUUCGAUUUAAAGAAUGUUCCACUGAUAUCUAAGAACUUCAGAUUCAAGUUAUUACCUAUUUUUGUUAUUUGCACAGUUACUUUAAUUCAGAUACUGUGGCUGCAUCAUUUUGCUCAAUUGAUAAGCAUAUGGCUAACAUUUAUAUCCACUUGGAUGUAUUUAAGAUUCUUCCAAUUGUUACCUUUAUAUGGUACAGAUGCAUCAAACAGUGAAAAUAUUUUGAGGGGUGAUUCUUCAGAUACAUUUCAAUUUAUCUAUCUAUUCCCUGAUAUUGUCAAACCUAUUUUGAGACCUGUAUUUUCAUAUGUGUACGAAGUCUUCUGUAUUAAACUGAGAUUAAUCCGUCCUUUCGAAACUACUGAUAUAGAUAAAGGUAAUUCAGUUGCUGAACAAAGAGGUGCAAAACCAAUUGGUACGCCAUCUACUGAAGCGAAUGAGAGGCGUAAACAGAAGGCUCUGGAAGUAUUGCAAGAGCGUAUGGUAUAA
Molecule: messenger RNA, 1014 nt
Organism: Tetrapisispora phaffii CBS 4417
Lineage: Eukaryota; Fungi; Ascomycota; Saccharomycetes; Saccharomycetales; Saccharomycetaceae
Exons: 1
Coding region: 1-1014 (337 amino acids)
Biological process (GO): retrograde vesicle-mediated transport, Golgi to endoplasmic reticulum
Cellular component (GO): Golgi apparatus; membrane
Source: RefSeq, a predicted model, not a curated record